Scheffersomyces amazonensis is the source of this 611-nucleotide messenger RNA. Its product is annotated as 60S ribosomal protein eL31. Gene Ontology annotation, molecular function: structural constituent of ribosome. The coding region runs from base 108 to 446 and encodes 112 amino acids. Lineage: Eukaryota; Fungi; Ascomycota; Pichiomycetes; Serinales; Debaryomycetaceae. Gene Ontology annotation, biological process: cytoplasmic translation. Gene Ontology annotation, cellular component: cytosolic large ribosomal subunit; ribosome. The transcript has 2 exons. The record is from RefSeq and is a predicted model, not a curated record.
GUGCGAACAAACAGGAAGUCAAGCUCAUUUUUCAAAAGAUUUUAAAAAAAUUUAAUACAUAGUUAAUACACUUUUGAUAUAACCAUCCUUAAUUAACAUCAUCAAAAAUGGCUUUACAAGACGUUGUUACUCGUGAAUACACCAUCAACUUACACAAGAGAUUACACGGUGUCCACUUCAAGAAGAGAGCUCCAAAGGCUGUCAAGGAAAUCAAGAAGUUUGCCACUUUACACAUGGGUACCACUGAUGUCAGAUUAGAUCCAAAAUUAAACGUUCAAUUAUGGAAAAGAGGUGUUCAAGGUGUUGAAAAAAGAUUAAGAUUAAGAAUCUCUAGAAAGAGAAACGAUGAAGAAGAUGCUAAGGAAAAAUUAUUUGCCUUUGUUGAACCAGUCUUUGUUCCAACCACCAAGGGUUUACACACUGUUGUUGUUGAAGAUGAUGCUUAAAUUAGUUUGAAUUAAUUUCUUAACUACUACAUUACAGGAUCAACUUUUAGAAUUAUAAUCUUAACAUCACUACCAAUCCCCUUAUACAUUUCAUGUUCAAAUAAUAAAUAGUUCUUUGUAUACUAACUCAUCAAAAAAUACAAAUUCAUAUAAUUUAUGUUAUAU